This is a messenger RNA of Lagenorhynchus albirostris (white-beaked dolphin), 6218 nucleotides long. RefSeq names its product tetraspanin 2 (gene TSPAN2). Gene Ontology annotation, cellular component: membrane. The coding region runs from base 2006 to 2674 and encodes 222 amino acids. The record is from RefSeq and is a predicted model, not a curated record. Lineage: Eukaryota; Metazoa; Chordata; Mammalia; Artiodactyla; Delphinidae. The transcript is spliced from 6 exons.
CUUGUUCCUAGCAUAUUCUAUGUAGGGUGAAUAAGGUUUGUUUCAGGACCUAACAUCUAUAGAGAGAGACAUAGAUGAGAACCCACAGGGGUACAACAUGGCAAAGAGUAGGCUGGGUCACAUCAUAGUGAAUUCCUGUGUGGCUGGAGUGUAGGAUGGAUAAUGUUCCCAGUGGGUCCAGUCUCUAGUGACUCGAAGCAGAAUCUGUAGACUGUAUCAUGUAGCAGCGAAGAGGCAAUGAACAUUGUAAGUAGGAAAUCAGUACAGUAAGGUGGCCCACCCAGGAAACAUUCUGUGAGGGAACUGCUCCAGUGGGGUGGGAAUCGGGGCUCGAGGCUUUGCGUGUCCAGCCUGGAGCCCUCUUGCCACUCUUACCCCCAUUAGUAAAAUGGAAAUGUGUAUAAUACUUGCCUUACUUAGUGGCGCUGUUUUGAGGAGCCAAAGAGAUGAUGGAAAUAAAAGAGCUUUGAAAAAUAAAGAAAAAAUUUAAAACAAUAAGGUAUUUCGGCAGUGGGACCAACAAUAGUAUUAUUUUUAAUACAGUAUCAUUUCUCUCAUUACCACAUCCAUUCCCCAUGAAAUUAUUUUUUUAGAGAAAAGGAAAAGGGAGGAAGUGGCUGAGCCUGCCUAUUGGGAAAUAAAUAAAUACCCAUCUCAGGACCUCGGAAGAGCAGGGCUUCCUGGACCCCGAAAAGGGCCCUGAGAACAGCCUGGGUGGUGCAGGGAGCAGAGCAGCCCAGCCUGCCGCCUAGUCUGUCGGGGAACAGAGAGGGCUGCCCACAAACAACUGUCAGCACCCAGAGGGGCCCCUGGAGACACCCUGCAGGCCAACCUCAGGGUUUCCCCACAGAGGUGGGACGCCAGCUCCCCGCCCUCUCGUGGAUGGGAGUGGUUCCCAGCUGACUCAUAUGAAUGAAAUGCAGAAAAUAAAGUUGAGGUGAUUGGCAUUAUUCUAAGCAAGUCGAGUGCCAGGCCCCAUAUUUUGUUCUAACUUAUCUCAGGAUCAGAAAAGGAAGUAAAAAACUGGCUUGCUUUUAUUUCUCUCAGAACAAGACAUUUCUGCCCUUCUCUUUCUCUGUGGAACAGCUGUUCCUGUGGCUUGACUUCAGAACUAAGUGAAACGACCACCCAAGUUAAGGCCGCUGUUAUUGUUGGAGAGGCAGGAUGGGAUAAAGCUAGCUUUAGGGGCAGAUGGGUGUUUUUAUCCCAGCUCUGUGAUCUUGGGCAAGUCACUUAACCUUUGGGGGCCCAGUUCCUCUGUCUAAAAAAAUGGAGAUAAUAAUGGUACCUGCUUCAUGAAGAUUAAAUUAAUAAAUCUGUGCUAGGCGCUUAGAAUAGUGCCUGGAGAAAAUAAGCCCUUAAAAUAAAUGUAGCUAAUAUUAUAUUAAUAAUAACAUUAUUUGGUGCAUAUUACCUUAUCACGUCCCCUCACUGGCUAUUUUCUUGUAACACUUACCACCUUGCGUGCCUCCAGUGUAUAUGGUACUGCCUUCUAGAGUUUAUCAUUCACACAAAACCAUAUUGUCUCAUCGCUGUGCCCUCCGCCCCCCUCCCUGACUAAAAGCUCCCCUCUUCCGUUCCACCCACUCCCUGCUUCUCCAUCUGAGCCUGGGCAGAUCAACGGCCCCCCUCCCGUCCCAGACACUUUGUCCUCAGGGCCUCUCAUGGGAUGGGGACAGCCACGAAUUCCAGAGUGCCACGAGGGCCACGGGCUCCUAGGACGGUAGGGGUUCACGUCCCAGCUCUGGCACUGGCUCCUCACCGCCCCUGGACCCACUGUCGCCAAUCUCUGUGCAUGGUAUUAACGCCCACUUUACAGGGGUGGCGGAGAUCUGACAGGUGAAGUGCGUGGCACGUAGGAGGCGCUCGCAGAUGACUAAGCGUAAGCUGUGGGACAAAGGCGAUUUCCGAUCCUCGCUGGUUGUGUGAGCCUGGGCGGCUCCCUUCACCUCUGUAAGCAUGGGCUUUCUUUGUUCCCUGGGGAUUACAGCAGCCCCUACCCCUCAUGAAGCUCUCAGCAAGAAGCCUUCCACAAGGGUUCCCUUUAUCCUAUGAACAACUGAAGGCCCUGCGGGGCCAGAUGCCUGGGGCAGUGGUGGCAGAGGCUGGGCUGGCAGCACUGGUGCCGGGGAGAGGGCCGAUCUGGAGUCGUCAGCCUCUUCUCUGGCCUCUUCCCCCAGGGCUGUAUGUGCUGGCUGGAGCGGGGGCCCUGAUGAUGGCCGUGGGCUUCCUCGGCUGCUGUGGAGCCACGCGGGAGUCCCAGUGCGUUCUCGGAUCUUUUUUUACCUGCCUAUUGGUGAUAUUUGCUGCUGAAAUAACCACUGGAGUAUUUGCUUUUAUAGGCAAGGAUGUAGCUAUACGACAUGUUCAGACCAUGUAUGAAGAAGCUUAUAACGAUUACCUUAGAGACAGGGAAAAGGGAAAUGGGACUCUCAUCACCUUCCACUCAACAUUUCAGUGCUGUGGAAAAGAAAGCUCUGAACAGGUCCAACCGACCUGCCCAAAGGAGCUCCUAGGACACAAGAAUUGCAUUGAUGAAAUUGAGCGCAUCAUCAGUGUUAAGCUCCAGCUCAUCGGAAUUGUUGGUAUUGGAAUCGCAGCCCUCACGAUCUUCGGCAUGAUAUUCAGCAUGGUCCUUUGCUGUGCGAUACGAAAUUCACGAGAUGUCAUAUGAAGCUACUUCUACAUGAAAGUUGUAAUCUAGAGUAUACAAAUGUCACAGGAGCUGUCUCCUGGCUCAUUUUUAAUAUUCAAAGGACAUUAGGAUCUAAAAUAAUUUGCUGUUAAUUGUACAUUUGCACAUGUAUGUAUGUUUGGCUCAUUACUGGUUUACCCCUUGAGUGAAUGCCUAUGUAUGUUGACUGAAGCAUAUUCAUGUGUGAUCUGCAUGUUUCUGGUAUAUGCAUAAUGAAAUCUGUUUGCUGGGAAUUCCUGAUUCUUGUUAUGUGAGAGAAACACAUAUUUAACUCUCAGAAAAAGAUCAAAAAGCGUUGAUAAACUUUAAAAACUUGGUUAUUAGGAAAAAAAAUAUGAUAGUGGGUCAGUUUCUCAGACUCUAGCCAUAGGAAGUUAGAUACAGAGAAUUCAGGGAUUUCUAGUUCGUGGAAGCAAUAAGCUACAGGAAUUGAGAGAUCAUGGUGCAGUGUUAAAAGUAACUGUGUUUGGGUUAGGUGUAAGGGUUUCCUGGGAUUUUUCUUAUAUACAUACUCUCCCCAGAAUUCAGGACUAAACACAUCUGUAAAACUAAAUAUAGCUUGGAAAAUCUAAUUUGACUAAGUCAUACUUUCCUAGUAUUUAAAAAACAAAACAAAACAAAGAAAACGUUGCUCUGGAAAGAGGUGUCACACAGACAAUCACAUGCCCUAUAAAACUGAGUGUUUUUAGGACUAGAAAGAAAAUCUUUUAACAACUUUUUAAGGAAAUAUUUUUGUUCUUAUAUAAAGACAUUUAAAUAUUGCUUUAUGACUUUCCUUUUCUGACUCUUCCCUGAACUACUGUAACCCCCCACAUACACAAAAGGGCUUUUAUCUCCAACUUUUCUGUAUUUCUUCAGAUGUAAGCAUAGAAAGACUAAAGCAAGAGAUCUGGCAGUUGCAAAUUGUGGGAAAGAGAAUUUUUACUGGCACUGUAUCUUUGAAAUACCUCAUAACUUGAGUUUACAUAUUUUCCUAAUUUUUUGGUAUUUUUCUUAUUUAUUCACCUAGAGAAUUCUUCUUUAUAGAUUAAAAACUACAGUUUUUGCCACUUAAAAUAUACUAUAUCAUGAGCAUCCUUAGCCAAACCAAAAUAAAGAAAAACAUCCUCUCCUAGUUUUGUGCACACAAGAGAGACAAGCUAAGGAAACAAAAAUACACGCACAACAGAAAUAUGUUCCUUCUGUGCAGGUCUCCUAUAAAAAUAAAAUGUGUUCUUUAUGGUCUUGACGCUUCAUUGUAAUCCCAAAUUUACAAUCUAAAUUGACAUAUACGUCCAUUUUUAAAUAGCAACUUGGUACACUUAGUAAAUCAUGGAUUUUUUAAAAUUACAUUUUAAAAGGCCACACAAAAAUGAAAGUAUGGGGGACUUUUGGAAACCCCCAAGUAAGUUUGUACUCAUGUGAGAACACAAGUCUUUGGGUCUACACUAAAGGAGAGUGUGCACUCCGAGAAAGUUCUACAAAACAUUUUGCUGAGAACACGUAACCAUUUGAAAUAAUCUCACUCCCAUAGGGAACCACAUUUCUCCUGCCAUACUUGCUAUUGCUACUAACUGUGGAGGAAGAUUUCUAGAAAAAAAGUCAGACUGGAAGCAAGCCAAAAAUUUAAUUGUGCAUGGCUACUUUGCUGUGUCUGUAGCUAACAGAAAGAUUAUUUUAAGAAACUCAAUAGAUGUUUCUACCCUGGUAGUUGAGAAGUAGAGCUUUUUAAGUAAAGAACAAAAAGCCACCAUCUCUCCUGGUGGCUUAUUUCACCUGUCUGCCUGAAGACAGGAAACAGGCUUAAGGGCAUACUUAGGUUUCUUCCAGCUCAGAAUCUUCUGGGAUUCAACAAAAGUGAGUUUCAUUCUAUAUCUGAAUUAACCUUAAAGAAGUGUAGCUAAAAGUGGAAGAGUAGAGAUUUGUUCCAUAUGUGAUUAAAGUGUGACUUUUGGGAGUAAUUUUUCUAAAAUAUGUGCCAUGAGUAAAAUUAGAGAAUUUCAUCUCUGAGUGAGGGAAGAAUUAUAUACAUAUAUAUCUUGAAUCUACAUAUGCAUCUUGAAUAUAUAUACAUGUAUAACUUGAACAUAUGUAUACGUGUGUGUGUGUAUAUAUGUAUAUAUGCACACAUACAUGUAUACAUAUAUGUGUACAAAUAUAUACACACACGUAUAAAGUUUUGAUUAUAUCUGUUUACCUGAACUAAUUUGAGAUCAGGCCCAAAGAUUUUCUUAAAUGUAUGGUGCCAAGGCACAGAAUUAAAACUUCUUGAUGAAAUAUUUUAAGUUAUUUCAAAUUAAAUUUUCUAUGUACCAGAAUUUCUUGUUUGAUUUAUCUUAAAAUCCUGUUAUAUCUUUAUACACACUCAUUCAACUUAUCUAAAUGCCUGUCAAUCAACCCAAAUAAUAUGGUGAAAAAGGAAAGAGUAGUAACCUUUCUAUAGUGUUACUAAUAGGAGCUGGGCUUAAAAACAACACGCUAACAAAGUUAUUGCAUAUAGUUAUGUUUCAAUUAAUAUUGUUUCACCCGAAUUACACCUCUUUUCCCCAGAGUAGCUCCUUUGUCAUCCAUAGUACAACCUGUAAAAUUACACACUGAUACAGAGGCCAGUGUAACCGCCCGUGCAGUCACCAAUGACAGGUGGUCUCCUUUCCCCUGUGAGCAGUGCCAGUAGGUUUGGUGUGGUGAGAAUGAGGCUCCUGGAAAGAUGGCAAUGAAGGAGAUAGCAUGUUUUCCCUUCUGCAGUAAGUUUAUCAGAGAUUAAAAAGAAGAGACCCCCUCUGUGUCAUGGGUAAAAUGUGGUUUCCAUGGCCCCAAGGGCAGCCCUUGAGUAUUUAGGAGGUGCACUCCAGCUUUCCCGGUUCACCGCUCCCAUGUAACUACCAGCCCCUAUGAUUUCAGCAGCCCCAUUUUCCCCACCCCUAGGAGGGAGCACUAAUGAACCCUUGAAGCUAGUCACUUAACUACAUCAUCUUAGUUUGGCCUCAUCAAAAUCAAAUUUGUGUUAAGGUAUACUUUAAGACAGACAAAUGGUUUCUAUUUUCUUUCAACAUGACUUUUUUUUUUUUCUAUAAAACGUAAGAUACUGUAUGUAGGUGUCUUUUGAAAGGUAAAAAGACUACAAUGCAAAAUGUUGUUAUUAAUCAUUUUGUUGGUUUUCUCAUUUUAAAAACAACCACUAAAUACAUUUCAGGAAUCCACUAUUCAGAUGGCUAUCUCCUGGAGAUAUGGAAUACAUGAAGAAUAGAAGUAAUAUGUCCUGAAUGUUGCAAAGCAAAAUCUAUGAUGAUUUCACAAAGUUUUUAGCUAAUAUACCAGAAACGCUCCAAAAUUUUGGUGUUGUUUUUGUUUUUGUCCUGUAUAAUUUAUGAUGGUUUUACUUAUAUUAAAUAAAAGAAAUUUAAAUUAAAUUAAAAGAAAUAACCAACAAAGUGCCUAGCAUGCCUGGCACUGAUGAAUAUUAUUACCUAUUGUUACAAUUAUUAUGUUUAUGAGUUUUUGUUAAUUAUAAAUCAAAUGUGUAAUUGUGUAUAACUAAAGAUAC